Messenger RNA from Zygotorulaspora mrakii, 1590 nucleotides. It is a transcript of the gene APE3, whose product is annotated as aminopeptidase Y. The record is from RefSeq and is a predicted model, not a curated record. The transcript has a single exon. NCBI's taxonomy places the organism in Eukaryota, Fungi, Ascomycota, Saccharomycetes, Saccharomycetales, Saccharomycetaceae. Gene Ontology annotation, molecular function: metalloexopeptidase activity. The coding region runs from base 1 to 1590 and encodes 529 amino acids. Gene Ontology annotation, biological process: proteolysis.
AUGAAGGUAUCACUAUUGGCAGCCGCUGCCACCUCAAUAUUUGCCUCUGUCGGGCAAUCGAUUUUAAUUCCACAGGUUGCUCAGGAAGCAUUUGGAGCUCUUGAUGAGGAGCACGAAUUGCACUUUGACGCUGAUAGUUUGGGAUUCCCAAAGCCUCACAUUCCGUACUUUCUAAAACCAAUGGUUGAAUCUGAAAAACUUCAAGAAAAAAUUGUGCUUGACGAUUUGAACCAGACCGUGAGUGAUCUUUUUGAGCUUUCGAAAGCUUCAGUCAAAAGAUAUGGCAAUCCAACCCGUGUUAUUGGAUCUGCGGGUCAUUGGAAAACGAUCAAUUACAUCUUGAGACAAUUUGACGACAUGCGAGACUAUUACGAUAUUUCUUUGCAAGCGUUUAGUGCCCUUAAUGGCAAAAUCUGGUCAUUCAACCUGUCUGAUGCCAAUACUGGCAAGACUUUCCCUAAAACUAAGGCAUUUUCCUUGUCUCCACCAGUUAGACCAUUUGUUGGUGAAUUGGUCGAAAUUCCAAACUUGGGAUGUGAUGAAGCAGAUUUUGAUGCUGUUACGCCCGAACCACCUUUUGAGGGACAAAAGAGAAAAAUUGCUCUCAUUGAAAGAGGUCAAUGCCCAUUUGGUGUUAAGAGUGAUUUGGCAGGUAAGUACGGUUAUCAAGCUGUAGUUAUCUUUGACAAUGAUCCAAAAGCAGACAAAGGUUUGCAAGGUACUUUAGGGGAACCAACCAACCAUACAGUUUCCACUAUUGGUGUCACACAUGAAACGGGUAAAAAGUUGAUUGAAAACAUUGUCCUGAACAAACAUUACUCUCUAUAUUUUGCCAUGGACUCUUAUGUGGGCAGAACAUGGACCAAAAAUAUCAUUGCGGACACAAAACAUGGUGAUGAAGAUAACAUUGUGAUGCUCGGAGCUCAUUCUGACUCUGUUGAAGAGGGUCCAGGUAUUAAUGAUGAUGGUUCCGGUACGGCGUCUUUACUAAAUGUUGCCAAACAACUAACCCAUUACAAAAUAAACAAUAAAGUUCGUUUUGCUUGGUGGGCGGCAGAAGAAGAAGGACUUCUGGGAUCGAAUUAUUAUGCUAAUAACUUAACUCCCGAAGAAAAUCAAAAAAUUAGACUUUUCAUGGACUAUGAUAUGAUGGCAUCACCAAACUAUGAGUAUGAAAUCUACAAUGCUUCCAAUGCUGAAAAUCCAAAGGGAUCUGAGGAACUCAAAAAUCUUUACAUAGAUUAUUAUGAGGCACGUAAUUUGAGCUAUGUGCUUGUUGAUUUCGAUGGUCGCUCAGAUUAUGUCGGUUUCAUUGAAAAUUCCAUUCCAGCCGGUGGUAUUGCGACAGGUGCCGAAAAAACUAAUCCAAAAGAUGGCAAGCCAUUUGAUUCAUGUUACCAUUCACUUUGUGACAACGUCACAAACUUGGCAUGGGAUGCUUUCCUGGUUAAUACAAAAUUGAUAGCACACUCCGUUGCAACCUAUGCUUAUUCUUUAGAAAACUUCCCAACUAGAGAAAACGCAACCGCAAUUUCUUCAGUCCCUGCAAUGUCAAAAUUGAAGUACAGGGCUGAUAAGUUGAUCAUUUAA